Molecule: messenger RNA, 327 nt
Organism: Cooperia oncophora
Lineage: Eukaryota; Metazoa; Nematoda; Chromadorea; Rhabditida; Trichostrongylidae
Source: the annotation of a GenBank genome assembly
AUGGAGAAGAGGGCAAAUUACGUGGGUGGUACAAGAGAGCGAAUAGUGACCGAGUUCCUAGCCCGAAUGCGACCACCUCGUCCAGCGACCAUUGCGACCCAUUGCUGUCUCAGAGCUCUCCGAUAUUCGAGUCCCGUGUUCUGGAAGGAAGUGGAAGCAAAGCAGUACAGUGUAUUCGAUAGUGCGGACACAUGUUUCACGAUUGCAUAUUCAUGUAUUAUGCUCAACACUUUGUUACACAAUCCAAAUGUGAAGGAUCGACCGACCUUGGAACGAUACCAAAGCAUGAACAAGCUAACAAUAAGUACAAGUAGUUACACGAUGUAA